This is a messenger RNA of Darwinula stevensoni, 4782 nucleotides long. Lineage: Eukaryota; Metazoa; Arthropoda; Ostracoda; Podocopida; Darwinulidae. The record is from the annotation of a GenBank genome assembly.
AUGAAAGAACCAGACACCAAGAGGUUUGUCGUUAAUGGCAGCGAGCACAUCAGCACUGUUGGUGGGACUCCUGCUAUUGCUAUUGAAGUGGAUUGGGAGGAGAAGCUCGAUAUGAGCGCCGAUGUACUCAAGACCAUAGAACAAGAAGUGAAAGCUUGGGCACUCGAAAGUGCUGAGGAUAUGGAAAAAUUGGAGGCAUUGGCUACCUAUCGCCGCCGAUUUUUGGGUGAUGUAUCGCACGAGCUGAAGACUCCCAUUUUCAAUAUACAAGGUUUUUUACACACGCUUUUGGAUGGUGCCAUUGACGACCCUGAGGUAAAUAUGAACUAUCUGAUGCGCGCCUCCAAAAAUGUGGAGCGUCUGCAAGCUAUUGUAGAAGAUUUGGAAACCAUCAACAAACUCGAAAGCGGACAGAUGGUUUUGGAUGAAAAUGAAUUUAACCUUAAAAAUCUCGUGGAGGAGGUUUUUCUGGAUUUGGAGAUGCGCGCCAAGGAAAAAUCCGUCACCUUGAAGUUUAAGGAAGGCGCAGCCUCUUCCUACCAAGUGAUCGCCGACAAAGAAAGUAUCCGGCAAGUUUUGCUCAACCUCGUACACAACUCCAUCAAAUAUGGCAAAGAAGGCGGCACCACCAAGGUCAGCUUUUAUGAUAUGGCCAACGCCGUGCUUGUGGAAGUAAGUGACAAUGGCAUUGGUAUCGGAGAAGAUCAUUUGGAUCACGUAUUUGAUCGGUUUUAUCGUAUCGACAAAAGUCGCUCGCGCGAUGCCGGAGGCACCGGACUCGGACUUUCUAUCGUGAAGCAUAUCAUCGAAGCCCAUGACCAAACCAUCACGGUGCGCAGUACAAAAGGCAUGUAUUACAGCUCAGAAAAGGUGAACGAAAUCGUAGCAAAAUACGGUGGAGCAGACCAAAACACAGGCGCUACAGCAGCGCAAAUCGCAUUGAUGACUUAUCGUAUUGAGAGUUUGUCAUCACAUCUUCGCACUUUCAAGAAAGACCACAGCUCACGCCGUGCGCUUCUUGCUCUUGUAGGUUUGGCAGCUUCAGCAGCUAUUGCAGUGAGCGAUAUUCCUGUAGAAGCAUUGUUCUCUGAAGUGCGCGUGGCGCGUAUCAACGGACAAUUUGUGGUCAACCCUACGCGUAAAGCUUUAGAAAAAGCGGAUAUGGACUUUAUUGUGGCUGCCACCAUGCGCGAUGUCACUAUGGUAGAAGGAGAAGCAAACGAGUGCCAAGAGCACGAAAUGGUGGAAGCUAUCAAGAUAGCGCACGAAGCCAUAAAAGUACAGAUUGCAGCGCAAGCGAAACUUGCCGAACUUGUAGGCGACAAAGCCAUCAAGAGAGCCGUAACUCCUUUGCCGGAGCACGAAGAAUUGAAGGCGCGCAUCAAAGCUAUUUCUGGCGAUACCAUCAAAGCCAUUGCCUCCAAAACAACCAGUAAAGACGAGCGCAAAUCGGAGCUUGAUGCAGCUAAAAAAGCUUGUAAAGAGCAGUUGGCUACCGAAUACGACGAGGCUUUCUUCGCAGAAUGGGGCGAAACUUUUGGCCGUUAUUUCGAUAAAAUCAAGAAAGAUAUUAUCAGAAAUGUGGUGCUCGAUACCGGUACCCGCCUAGACGGACGUAAAGUGAACCAAAUAAGACCUAUUUGGACGGAAGUAGAUUACCUGCCUGCUGCACAUGGCUCAGCCAUUUUUACGCGCGGUGAAACGCAAUCGCUCACUACGCUUACCUUGGGUACCAAGCAAGACCAGAUGUUGGUGGAUACUGCUAUGGCUUACUACGAUGAAAAAUUCAUUUUGCACUAUAAUUUCCCUUCUUUCUCUACGGGCGAAGUGAAACCUUCAAGGGGUCCGGGUCGGCGUGAGAUCGGUCACGCCAACUUGGCAGCCCGCUCGCUUCGCAAAAUGCUUCCUAAAGAUGGUUUUGAAUACACUAUUCGAGUAGUUUCUGAUAUUUUGGAGAGCAACGGUAGCUCUUCUAUGGCUACGGUUUGUGCAGGUUCUAUGGCAAUGAUGGAUGGUGGUGUGCCGCUAAAGGCACCGGUAGCCGGUAUCGCCAUGGGUUGUAUUGCUGAAGGAGACAAAAUUGCAGUACUUUCUGACAUUCUUGGCGACGAAGAUGCUUUGGGUGAUAUGGACUUCAAACUCACCGGUACCUCAAAAGGUAUCUGUGGUGCUCAGAUGGACAUCAAAAUAGAUGGUAUGCCUUACGAAUUGCUCGAAAAAGCGCUCGCACAGGCACGCGAAGGUCGUAUGCAUAUAUUAGGUUGUAUGGCUGAAACUAUAUCGGUGCCGGCUUCUGAGCUCAAAGAGCACGCUCCACGUAUGGUCGUUCUCCGCAUAGCUGCCGAAUAUAUUGGUGCUGUAAUCGGACCGGGUGGCAAAAUCAUCCAAGAAAUGCAAAAAUCUACCGGAACGGUUAUCUCUAUUGAGGAGGACGAAUUGGGUGGUAAAGUAUCUAUCUACGGACCGGAUAAAGUUUCCAUCGAUGCGGCAAUGGAUCGCGUGAACGAUAUCACUUUCACACCUGAAGUGGGUGGCGAAUAUGAUGGCGUAGUGGAAACCUUGCAGCCUUAUGGUGCUUUCUUGAAGUUUAAAGGCAAAAGCGGUCUUUUGCACGUUUCUGAAAUCAGCUACAAACGCAUCGAAAACGUAGAAGAUGUGCUCAAAGUGGGCGAUACCAUCCGCGUGAAACUCUUAGAUGCCGAUCCAAAAACCGGCAAAUUGCGCCUUUCAGCCAAGGCUUUACUCCCCAAACCGGAAGGUUAUGUGGAGCGCGAAGACCGUGGCGCAGAGCGUAGAGGCGGCGGCGGCGAUCAGCGGAAGCAUGAGCAGGAAAGUCUGCUCAAUAGAUUGGAAAAUGCUAGCAAAACCAAUGGACGGCUUGAGCUUGAACUUGCCAAUGUUACCACUGAGCUCACCAAUACUUCUAAAAUGUUGGGCGAAUCUUCUACAAAACUCUUGGAGGAAAACCGCAAUAUUGCCCAGCAACUUACCCUUAUAAAAAACGACAACGAGAAGAAAAGCAUGGUGCUCAAUAGCAUCAGAGCAGUGCAAGCCAAUGCCCACGAGGCUUUGUACAAUUGCCAACAAGAGUUGUCGGAUGUAAUGUUUGGUUGGCUCAAUAGGGGAGUGACCAUCGAACAAAUGCGCGAUCAUGUGCGCAUCACUUUGCCCGAUCAACUUAUUUUUGACCAAUCCGGCAACAAUGUCAACAUAAAUGGCUCAGCCAUUUUGAGCCUGCUAUCGAAGUAUCUUUUGGAAAAACCAGCCAUACAGGUGAGGGUGGUGGGGCACACUGAUAAUACUUUCCCAACCAAUAGGGCUUUAAAAGACACUUGGGAAUGGAGUAUGCAGAAGUCUAUAGGCAUUAUCCGCACCAUGAUACGCGAUUACAACAUCAACACCAACCAACUUACGCCCAUUGGCCAAGGUGAAUUUCGCCCUAUCGCUUCCAAUGCCGACCCCGAAGUCUGGGCGAGAAGUGCCGUGCUCUAUGAGAUAAAUGUGCGCCAAUUCUCUCCGGAAGGCAAUAUCAAGGCUGUGGAGCAUCAGUUGCCGCGUCUACAGGCGCUUGGCGUAGAUGUGCUUUGGUUGAUGCCUAUUUUUCCAAUCGGCAUGGAAAACCGCAAAGGCAGCCUUGGCAGCCCGUAUGCUGUGCGCGAUUACUUGACCGUUCAUCCCGAUCUAGGCAAUAUCCACGAUUUGAAAAGCCUAGUAGCCCUUGCUCAUGACAUUGGCAUGCGCCUCAUACUCGAUUGGGUACCCAACCAUACCGCGUGGGAUCAUGUGUGGGUGGAGGCUCACCCGGAAUUUUACACCAAAAUUGACGGCAAAAUGACGGUGCCGCUCAACGAACAUGGCGAGCAAAUCCACGAUUGGUCGGAUGUCUGCGACCUCAACUACGCCAACCCGGCGUUGCGCAAAGCCAUGGUAGAAGCUAUGCUUUUUUGGGUGAAAACUUGUGAUAUUGAUGGUUUUCGGGUAGAUAUGAGCGGGCUUGUGCCCAAUGAUUUUUGGGAAGAAGCCCACUCAAAAUUGCAAUCCAUGAAGCCGCUUUUCAUGCUCAGCGAAUGGCAAGACGAACCAAAACACUUCAAUUCCUGUUUUCAUGUCAAUUACGGAUGGCGCUUCAAGGAUGUUACCAAACACAUUGCCCAAGGUGAAGCAGAUGCCGAUGCGCUCGAUGCCUUGCUCCGGUCUUUGCAAGAUUACUAUCCACCACACUAUGAGCAGUUAUAUUUCACCCAAAACCACGAUGAAAACGCAUGGUCGGGCUCCGAAUUGGAGCUAUAUGGCUCCGCUGCCGAUAUCAUGAAUGUACUCGUUUUCACUUGGCAAGUCCUUUUUGGCGCCAUGCCAACUGCAGCGUCCGCGCAAUCGGGCAAAGGAUACGUAAUUCCAAUGAGUGCCUAUGAUUAUUAUGCAACAGAUUCGGUCACAUUCUAUUACAAUUAUUCCUAUGCAUUAAGCACUGCGGUGGAAUGUAUAGCAUCGGAAUCGGCGGAGCGCGAGAAACAGUUGAGUUUGGAGCAAAAGGCUUUGGUAAAUCUGGUAAUGACCCCCGCCGGCAAGAUUGCCGAGACUAUACGUGUGCGCGAAGGCGCCUUCGAUGGCAUGGCGAAGGUGUAUAAUCCCAAUAAUACUUUGUUGUCUGAAGAAAAUGCAGAUAAAGAUAUGACAAUUCGAAUAUCUUAUUCCGAAAAGGGUGCAUCAGAACCAUUUAUCUUGCCAUCCCAAGCCUGCUCACUAGCACUAUCAUCAAAUGCUAUGCCACCCCAACGAUAG